AUGCAACUCAAAACUAUCCUCCUGGCCCUCACCAGCACAGCCCUCGUGCUUGCCGACGACAAAGCCACCACCACCACCACAGCGCCCUACUUCGGGGCGGAGGUAUCCUUCUGGCAGCCGACGUACUCGGGCAUAGCAGGCAGCGUGGCGGGGAUCAACGCGCGGGAAACCACCUACCACAUCAGCUGCACGAAGGACGCACCGAAGUCGCUCUGCCAAAUCGACAAGCCGUGGACCAUGAUCCAGGCGCAGGAUUCCUGGAGCCUGACGGGCGUCUACACAGCCUGGAGCAGUGAGAAGGAUGCCGUGACGGCCACGCAGGACUACUCCUGUACGUUCACGCACUGGUCGGAGUCGGCGUCUUGUGCGUUGACGGUGCAGGCCACGGGCACGUGGGGAGGCGGGUCCUGGUCGAGUUCCACGUCCACCAAGGCCAGUGUCGCCAGUGAUAGGGUUACCACCUGGGGCCUGUUGGUUACCGGGGGUGUCGAGUCCUUCACGAUGCCCCAGGCGACGCAGACUCCUGGCGCUGCGGUUGUGGGCGUGCCCGUUAAUGCGAGGGCCGUUGCUACUGGUUUGCCUCUUGCUGGGGCGGCGGCUGUUGCUGUUGCUGCGAUGUUUUAA
Aspergillus bombycis is the source of this 624-nucleotide messenger RNA. RefSeq lists its product as uncharacterized. NCBI's taxonomy places the organism in Eukaryota, Fungi, Ascomycota, Eurotiomycetes, Eurotiales, Aspergillaceae. Bases 1 to 624 code for a protein of 207 amino acids. The record is from RefSeq and is a predicted model, not a curated record. The transcript has a single exon.